CCACCCCAAGCCUAUUACUAGAGUAUUCCACUCAAACAAACUUGCGGCCUCAGCUCCUUGCGAACUGGCGUAAGUUUGGAAACAGAGGAACUGAGAAGGAGACACGAACACCAGCCGACCUGCGCCACCGCCCACCUUCCACGCUCUAGGCUCUGCAUCAACCAUCUUCCCUCUCCGGUUCCGAGUUACCGAGUCCACUCUGCCCUCCGCGGCUCUGCCUCCAGCUCCAGAUCUCGAACUUCUACGGAGUAUAUAGGAGUUCCUCCAAGUCUCCAACUAGUGUUAUUAUAAGCUUGGGAAGAACAUGGUUGAUUCGGAUUUAGACGACUUCGAUGCUGCUCCGAAGAAGGCCCAAGUUCGACCAUCGCGGUUUGCGCCGAAGGGUUCAAAACCCGGACCUCAAUUAUCCAAAGUGAAGAAGGAACCUGUAUCGUCUUCCAAUUCCGUGUUGCCGGAACCUAAUCCCGCUCCUAUAGAUAAAAAGGAGGAAUUAGAUUCCAAGACCAUCCCUGUCACUAGUCACAUCCCUAAAUCAAAACUUGAAGAAGAUGGCAGUACUAGCGAUGGACUACAAAUGGACGUGGAUAUGAAGCCAGAUGAUGGAAAUAGAGAACAAGACCAUGACGAGCCAAUGAUCAGUGAAGGGGAGGAAGAUGAGGUUGUUCGAGAGAUUGACAUUUAUCUUACUCCUUCCACCGAUCCUAACACUAAGCUUUAUGUCCUUCAGUAUCCGUUGAGGCCAAAAUGGAGACCAUAUGAAUUGGAAGAAAGGUGUAAAGAGGUGAGGGUAAAACCUGUAAGUUCAGAGGUUGAAGUUGAUUUGGCAAUUGAUUUUGAUUCCAAGAAUUAUGACAGUAAUGAAGCUGCUAGAGUGAAGAUGACAAAGCAGACUCUUUCAACUUCAUGGAAACCAACUCCUUCCUCAACCGGGUAUGCUGUUGGGGUACUGGUUGGCAAUAAGUUGCACCUCAAUCCCAUUCAUGCAGUUGUGCAACUCCGACCAGCAACACAUCAUCUUACAUCUAGUGGAACUGAUAAGACGGGAGGAAUUAAGGAACAAAAGCCUAUAGUAUCCACAAACAAGCAGACCAAACCUCAGGAACUAAUGGAAGACAAGAAUAUUGAAGAGUCUUGGGUGUGCCUCAAGUACCAUCAUGGACAGAGUGACACUUCAUUUAGAUAUUUAAAAAAAAUGGUCGAGGUCGAAGGCUCUUCGAUACAGUUUUCCAUGAGCCCGUACGACUAUAUAAACGCUAUGUGUCCUCGUGUGAUGGAGGAGAGUGAUAAAGUCAAAGCCCACCCACCAAGGUUAUUGAAUACAUUACAAGUGGAAGAACGUAUUAAAACUUGGCUUCUUGAGGGGCCACCUAUUCACCGUUUCAAUACUUUGAGGUAUCUGGCCCCCGAAGAAUCACCAGAAGAAAUUUUGAGAAUUCUCCAAAAGCAUGCCGUACUAGUUCAAGGACUUUGGGUCCCAAAAAGUGCUUUAGUCUAUGGAAAGGAGUCAGGCAUAAAACUUCCGGCCAGGGACUAUGUUCUGUCUUUGUUGAGUAAAUCGCCUUCUAUACAAAAGUCAAUGUUGAAGGACACAGUACCUGCUUUUGAGAAAGCUAUGAAAGAGGUAAUGAAUGUGCUAACUGUUGAGAGAACAAUCCUCAAAGAUUGGAAACUUAAAGAGAAUCCCGACCCUAGUUUCCUGAAACUUUAUCCCGAAGUUGCUAUGGAGCAAGCUGCAAGUUGGGAACGUCGGCAAAAAGGACUGCAUGAUGUUGUUUCCAUAGCAAAGAGUAAGCGUCAUGGCAAGCAGACUUUAGAGAAUACAAUGACAACAAAAAGUUCACCUGCACAAGCAGUUCCUGAUAAGCAGGGACUAAGAACUGUGAAUGCCACUGUGUCAAGGACAUCAAUGUCAGAAGAAACUCGAGAAGCUUUACCAAAGGCCCUCCUGAAGCUUUUCAAGAUUCACAGUGUUUGCAGUAUUCAACAAAUCUGCCAACGGUUGAGAGAAAUGGCAGUUUCUGAGACUGUUCGUCCAAAAGGAGAUGCACGGGAAGCACAAGCUGCAGCAUUGGGUGUUGAUGCUCCACUGGAGGAGCUGCGGUCAAUUAUAAAUCAGGUUGCUGUUAACAUCCAUGAUGUAUAUGUGCUGAAGUCAUCCCCCGAGAAUCCACAGUACGAUCCAUUAAGGAAGGUGGUUAUUGAUCUUUUCAUUGCUGAUGGUCCUAAUGCAAAGCUUAAAAAGGCUUCAAUUCUUGAGGCUGCUAAGUUGCAACUUAAAAGGGAUAUUUCAGAUGUAGAGUUGAGGAAGGUUUUGAAUGAAUUGUGUGUAUCGCAGCACUCUGCUUGGCUUCUAAAACGUGGUGAUGGGAGUUCAAAAUAGGACCUCUUUUGCAAAUUGAGUAUGUCUUCGCAUCAAACAACUGGUCGUUCAUGACCGGUCUAAAGUCUAUACCCAGGGGCUGCCCUGGCCUAUUUGCUUAGUAAAUACUGCACAUGUCAAGUUUUAGAUCCUGAGAGUCAACUAUGACUACUUUAGGGCUUUAGGCACACAUAUAAUCUUUGUUGAGGUUUCCUGCUGAGAGCAUGCUGCUCUCUCCAUUACCCCAUUCUAAGAACAUUUUGACAUUUAUUGGAUUCUUUCCAUCAAGGUGGACACAUUUACACUUGCUUAAUUUGCUGAUAACACAUUUUUGCCCCACAAGACUACAGUUUCUAUUCAUGUAGUUAACACACUUUUUUUGUCUGAUUUGAGUACGAAAUACUAUCAUUUUUAUAUUAUGUUUUUGCGCUUCAAUAG
This is a messenger RNA of Cuscuta europaea, 2797 nucleotides long. The record is from the annotation of a GenBank genome assembly. Lineage: Eukaryota; Viridiplantae; Streptophyta; Magnoliopsida; Solanales; Convolvulaceae.